Oncorhynchus nerka (sockeye salmon) is the source of this 5487-nucleotide messenger RNA. Its product is annotated as nectin-2-like. Gene Ontology annotation, cellular component: membrane. Lineage: Eukaryota; Metazoa; Chordata; Actinopteri; Salmoniformes; Salmonidae. The coding region runs from base 337 to 2064 and encodes 575 amino acids. The record is from RefSeq and is a predicted model, not a curated record. The transcript is spliced from 7 exons.
AUAGUCUAUGACAUCACAACCAGUCACCCAGUAGAGAUCUCUCCGCAGUGUGGAAAUAGUUGGUAGAGCACACGCAAUCCAAGCCACCUUUUUAGCUACCAGAGCAAUAUACAUUUGUGAGUUUCUUGUCCGCAUCGCUUGGACCAAUUGGAUAGGAUUUUUUAUUCAUUUUAACUGGCUCCGACAGAAGCGCAGUCAGUGAAGGACGUUUGAAAACUAACGGUCUGAAUGAUUGACUUUGAUUAGUUCAGGAUUAAGUUCAAACCGGGAAAAGACACGGAUAGAGGUUUUGUUUUUACCAACGACAUAAGAUUAAUUUUAAUCAGCACAGACAGCAUGGCGAGAGAGGACGCUCGGAAUAGGCAUGACUUCACAAAAAUCAUCGGACUGUUCAGCGUGGUCACGUUGCUGACUUUUCAAGGGGCAUUGUCUCAGCAGGUGAAGGUGGAACCGGAAGUGAUGUCCUACCCCAGCCAGGCGGUCAACCUGAGGUGUGCCUUCGCAGACGCUGGAGGGAUACAGCUCACACAGGUGUCCUGGAUCUAUGAGCCGAAGGAGGGCGAGAGGCUCAACAUCGCCGUGUACCACCCUAAAUUUGGGGCAAGUUUCCCCACAUCGCCCCUGAAGGGGCGGGUCCGCUUCACGACGGAGCCCCCCUCCCUCAGCAACCCCUCCAUCCAGAUCUCAGACGUCAAGAUGAGUGACGAGGGAAAAUACAUCUGUGAAUACGCCACCUACCCCAGCGGCAACGAACAGGGUGUCACCUCCCUCGUCAUGCUAGGUAGGACUGUGUGUGUGUUCUGUUUCCCUAGUCUGUGUAUCCAUGUUCUAUUAUGUAUCUGUGAAUACGCCACCUACCCCAGCGGCAACGAACAGGGUGUCACCUCCCUCGUCAUGCUAGCCAAACCCAGGAACUCUGCCUCCGGGGUAACAGUGAUAGCCUCCACUGUCGCCGCGGGAGCCAAGCCAGUUGUUGUGGCCCGCUGUGAGUCGGCCGACGGUCGCCCUGCUGCCCGGAUCGCAUGGGUGACAGCUGUCAACGGCAACGCUACCUCCGCCUCUACGGCGGGCGCUGACAACACCGUGACGGUAUCCAGCCAGUACAUGCUGGUUCCCACAGCAGCAGACAACGGCAAAGACAUCAGCUGUUUGGUGUCCCAUCGAACCCAGGCCAAGCCUGAGAGCUUCCUGAUGAAACUGGCCAUCGAAUACCCCCCACAGGUGACCAUCGUGGGCUAUGAUAAUAACUGGUACAUGGGUCGGACCAACGUGGCUCUGACCUGUCAGGCUACUGCCAACCCCAUUCCUACCACCAUCACAUGGAAAACUAUGUCCGGUCAGAUGCCAGACACAGUGCAGGUAAAAGAAAACGUGCUGACCGUGCUGAAGGUGGAUGAGCAGGCCAACACAACCUUCGUCUGCGAGGUCAAGAACCGCUUGGGCACCGGCAAAGACCAGGUCACUGUUAUGGUCCGAGAACCCUCUGUGGUCCCCUCCAACGCAGGCGUGGUGGCAGGUGCUGUGAUUGGCUCCCUUCUGGCCCUUCUCCUUGUUGCCGCCCUUAUUGCCGUCCUGGUCACCCGAAGCCGCCGGCAACAGCAGGGUUACCGCGGCAACCCAAACCACAGCUCCUACGACAUAAAGUCGCGCGUCUUCGGUGGCGGCAAGAAGGGGAGCAAGAACGGGACGGGUGCUGGCGCCGGGGGCAACGGGGCGGGCGGCAACAACAGCCCCAUCUACGUCUACAAGGAGGGCUCCGCCCAUGAUGGCCUGACUGAAAAGGCCAAUCACCACGUGCCGCUACACCUGGGGAGGCAUGGUGAGGGGGGGGUUGCCACGGCGCAGGACAUCCUGCUGAGCGGCGAGCUGGACGAGGCAGAGCGGAGAAAGUUUGACCAACUGGAGGAUGACGAGGAGAGUUACGACCACUUUGGAAGGGGCGGGCCCAUCCUGCAGCUCCGCCCAACACAUGACCAGGACGGAAUCAUGGGUGGUUACCUUGACGACGACAUGGAGUCUCAGCGCGACGGGUCGGUCAUCUCACGGACUGCCGUGUACGUGUAGAGAGAACGGGCAGAGGAAGAGGAGGAGGAGGAAGAAGGGAAAGCAGGAUGGAAGAAGGAAAAGAUGAAUGAACAUGUCCUCCUUCUAGAGGAGUCGGUGGUGUUGGGUUCUCCUCUGUUGGAUCAUUUGAAAUAUAUUAACGACGACCAACAAUGCAGCCCAUAGAGAGAGCAAGAUGAAGUGGCUGAGGGAGGCAAUGUACAGAAACAAGAUGGAGGACUGGUGUAUUGAUAAUACAAAUCUUUUUCUCUGGUCCCAAAAUGAAAAGUGGAUCACUUGGGAUCUAUCUACCAAAACAAAUGAAAGAAAUCCUGAAACUAUCUUCCUCACAUUGCUGCUCUGUCUGUUGUGUUCCUCCUUUCCUUAGCUUAGGGACCUUGGAGAUUGAAGCCUCCAGAGAGACACAUUGCGGUAGGGACUUGUGGGUAAAAUGGCAUCUCCAUGCACCUGUUCUCACGUUAGAAACUCCUCACUAAAAUAUUCACUCUUAUCUCCACUAAACGCACAGUAGCAAUGUAAGGGGUGUCAUGAUGAUACCUGCUCCCUGCUAUUCUCGUCUCUCUCCUGUGGGACAACGUUUGUUCCGGCCACAGUAGCCUUGUUUCUGCUGUAUGUGACAGUACUGAGGAAGGGGAAGGUUGACAGCGGAAGUGGUCGAUGUAGUUGUGGUUAAGUAGAAUGUCAGACUCUCUCUCGUGUCUGUAUGUUGCAGUAGGCCUCCUCAUUCUCUCUGCUAUUGUGCCAUCAACUGGAAGUAUGUGCAGAAUUUAGUUUGGGACAUUCUGAAAUGAUUAACAACUUACUGAAGGAGGUAGAUCAUCUAGAUGAAGAGUGCAUGAAAUGGGAAUUGACAGAGGGAUUGAUAGAGGGAACUGUACAGCUGUUCUCAUCUCUGGAGAGACUGGGAGAGAGGGGUUAGGAUGAAUUGAUAAAGGGAGAACAAGGAAAGGCUCUGAAACAGCAGGGCUGUUCUCCCUCUCCUCUUUUUGAUCCCUCUCUUCUUGUGGUGUUCCUGACACGAAGAGUUUGAUUGCUAAUGAGCCAUGAAGUCACCGCUCAGCUUAGCCCACACGCACACCAAAUUACCACCGCUUGGAUGUUAUGACGUGGACAUUUUCUCUCCUCCCCCAGUCUUUCUCCAUCACCUCUCUCUACCCUGUGUGUGUGGGUGAUUUACACAGGGAUACAGGGAGAGCAGAGGUAGGGAGGCAUGAAAUACUCCGUGUCAAACACCCCACUUACUGUACCCCCUUCCUCCUGCCAGACCUGACUCAGAAAGCCAUGGUGGAGUCAUGCCCUGCUCACUGUACAUCUCAGCUUUCAUAGGUUGAUUAGUCAGGUUAUAUAGAAAUCCAAAUACAUGAUGGCAUAUUUGCAUAUUUAAGAUACAAAUGAAGUCAAAUGAAUUGAUUGAUUCUGUGCAUACACAGGGGGGUGAAUGACCUGUUAUAGGACCUACAUUGACUAGCAGAGGUCUGGGUAUAAUCCUUCAUGAUUCAGACCGGAGCCUGAUAGUUUAGUGACUAAUUUGUCUUUCUAACAAGACAGUCGAGGGCUGUUCAAGCCAAUAUCACCAUGUACAACUAUUAUACAUCACUAGAGGCAAACAGAUGAGCACUGGAAGGCUAUGACCAGCUGUCUUCCUGAAGAGCCUUACUUUCCUACCCUCAAUAGCCCAGAUCUGAAUCCCCACUGAAUCAGCCCCUUCACAAAUCCUAUCUCAUGACUCCCCUGUGAUUCAUCGUGUUCCCUGGUUAAUCAGUGGGGUUUCCUUGGCUGCCCUGACCAGGCGAGGCACCUGAUUGGCCCAUUUAAGCCUGGGUCUGUUUCUGGGUCACGGCCAGCCAGAGGUCAUGGGGUCACAGAGAAACGCACACACACUCUGGUGAGAGAGCAACGUGUAGUAGUGUUCCAGGAUGACGUUAACUGUUGUGGUGGAGGUUGACCGUUGUGUGGGGGAGAGACUGGAACGGAGAGGGGGGAGACUGGGAGGAAGGGAUAGAUACUGGACCCACUGCGACUCGCCUAACCAUCAGCACUUGAUAACACUAUAGCCUAAGUCUGUCAGUCCUCAGUAUAGGCCAAAACUCUGGCUUACAUAAACAUUAUAGAUACAGUACACAUGCAGGGAGCAGGGCUCUACAGUGCAGCCGUUUUACUUCAUAUGCGCCUAAGUAUUUUGCUUUGCGACAUGUAACUUUUAUUUUGGUGCACCGGUGCGCCUAGACAAUUUUAGAAUUCUAGCUUUAUUACCUCAAAUAUUUUUCACUGUGCUCCUAAAUUUCUUUGUGUGCGCCUACAUGUUUCAACUUAGCAACACACGUGCUCCUAGAAAAGGUCAGCGUAGAGGCCUGUAGUGAAAUACUUAUCAUGACCACUAAGAAACGCGUAUCUCCAGUCUGCACUUGUAUGUAACACCAAAACAGGAUAUGCCCACUAGUUAUAUUUGUAUGAAGGUGAUCAAGUGUGACUUUGGAGAAAUAUUGAUAAUGUCCUUCAGUUUGUGCUGUGAAGAGGGAGGGAAGGGAGAAAGUUGUAUGUAUAUUUUGGUGUGAGGUAUCUGUAUACUAUAUAUGUACGGCUCUUUAUUCUUCUUGUCGAACUCCUGUGAAAAAAUGUGGAUAUUGAUCAGAGUGUAAAUAACUGCUGUAUAGUCAAUGGUGUCAUGUGGAACUCACUUCCUGGUUUGUCCAAGGUCAAAGUUCAGUCAGAGCCAAUAAUACUGUACUCUGAAUGUAACUGCUUGAAUAGACAACCCUUCAAUGAAAAGGUAUAGGAUGCACAUCUUCAGUUAUUAAAUACUUGUGAAUCUAGUUCAUCUCAAGGACAAUAGUUGAAAAAUGUAAACAUUUUAGUUUUUCAGCCAAGAUGAUAACUGAAAUAACUGGAUUGGCAGGUUCACUAAACUCAAUCAACAUACUUAAGAUACCUGCCCCUUCACCCAUAAACACGCAUACUAUUUAUCAGAUAGGCUAGCUCCUACAUAGGCAGCGCUGUGUGUGGUUUCUGAGUCAGCGCUGUGUGUGGUUUCUGAGUCAGCGCUGUGUGUGGUUUCUGAGUCAGCGCUGUGUGUGGUUUCUGAGUCAGCGCUGUGUGUGUGUGGCACAGAGGCUUUGGGACAUCUGUCAGUGCCACGGUGUGUAACCCGAAUGUCCAUUUCUUGCCCCUCUGUCUCUUAGCAUUGGGAGUUAGAGGAGACAUUACUGUACACUGUCCCCUGCAGCCUGAUCUCUCUCUCUCACACACACACACACACACAGAGAACUAGUAGGAAAGACACUUCCCCAAACGUACACAAACACUUAGUGGUUGGAACUCUGUCAGAACAUUCACAGACCCUUCUGUUCUCCAGAGACUGGGAGAGCCACACACACAUUCCUCUUGCCCACUGUCAGGGAGUUAAGUAACAUGUGUUCUGAGAAU